Messenger RNA from Drosophila gunungcola (fruit fly), 1653 nucleotides. RefSeq names its product trypsin eta. NCBI's taxonomy places the organism in Eukaryota, Metazoa, Arthropoda, Insecta, Diptera, Drosophilidae. Gene Ontology annotation, molecular function: serine-type endopeptidase activity. The transcript is spliced from 3 exons. The coding region runs from base 125 to 1051 and encodes 308 amino acids. Gene Ontology annotation, biological process: proteolysis. The record is from RefSeq and is a predicted model, not a curated record.
UGUUUAUGUUUGCCUUAUCGAACUGAUAGCAGCGCCGCUGAUUGCCAAUUGUUAGACUUGUCUGAAGCGGCUCCCAGCCUCUACACUUCGAUUUAGUUCGGUUCUGAUUCUUGCCUGAUUUGCGAUGACUCGGCGGAGCUGGCUGCUGGGCUGCACCUACGCCAUUUGCUGGAUGCUCACCUGUGGCACGGCGCAGACUGGGCCUCAAGAAGACCCGCUGCAGCAGCAGCCGCGCAUCAUCAAUGGCAGUGUGGCCCGUUCGGACGAGACACGCCACCUGGUCUCCAUUCGCCUCCGGCGGCACGACAACAACUUUGGCAGUGGCCACAUCUGCGGCGGAGCUCUGAUUGCGCCCCGGAAGGUCCUGACCGCCGCCCAUUGUCUGUACAACAACCAGAGGAAGCGCUAUCGACGACCCGACGAGUUUGUCGUCGUCCUGGGCACCCUGAACCGCUUCGAGCGACGCAAUGGGACCCUCGUGUCCCAGGUGAGCUCCAUGGCCUACAUGCACACCUUCAGCCCGGACAGCAUGCGCGACGACGUGGGCAUCCUCUUCCUGCGCACCGGGCUGCCCUCCUCCUCCGAGGGCGUCACCCUCACCCCCGCCGUGGCCCCCAUCCAGCUGGCGGCUCAGGCCACGCCCCCUGGGAGGCUGUGCCAGGUGGCUGGCUGGGGACGCACGGAGCAGAGUUCCCUGUCCAACAUCCUGCUGACCGCCAACGUGAGCACCAUCCGGCACCAGACCUGCCGGAUGAUCUACAAGGCCGGCCUGCUGCCGGGGAUGAUGUGCGCCGGACGGUUGCAGGGCGGCACCGACUCCUGCCAGGGCGAUUCGGGCGGUCCGCUGGUGCACGAGGGGCGGCUGGUGGGCGUGGUCUCGUGGGGCUACGGGUGCGCAGAACCGGGUUUGCCGGGGGUCUAUGUGGACGUCCAGUACUAUCGCCAGUGGAUCGAGGAGCGCAGUGCAGCCCCGAGCUGCAGCAUUUCUGCCAGGCUGCUCAUACUGAUGAUGUGUUUGUGCUGGUGCUCUGGAUUCUGGGUACUCUUGUAAUGCUGUUUACCUUAACUAAAUAUUUAUGGAUGCUCUUGCAUUGAGUCUGUUCUUUCAAGGGAUCAAGGGAUUCAAGGGAUCUGCAACUAAGAAAGCCCAAAAAGAUAUUACACGAACUAUUGCAAACGUACAGCUGCGUUCAAAGUAAAAUAAGUGGGACAAUGUAGUGCUGAAAAACAUACUUUUAAGGCGUAAAACAACUUUUUUUAAUUUAUCAUAAUGCUUAUUUACCAAUUAACAAAAUUAGGUUUACAAAACCAUUUAUUGUUUUAGUUUAACUCCUUAAAAUUCACUUUUCAAUAUGCUGCAGCAAAUGAUUUUAUAAAAAUGAUGAAACUUUUUAUUUUGUAUUGGAACAAAAAUAAAUUAAAUAUCUAAUCUAUUUUUCAAAUUAACAUUUUUUUUAUUAUUCUUUAUUAAAAAUAUUUGAAUAUAUAUAUCUAUGAUAGAUUCGGAUACUUAUAUUUGCCCUAUUUAGUUUAUAGUACUUUAUUUCCAUUUUUGAAUGUUAUUUCCAAAAUCUAAAAGAGAACUGCAAUUUUGACCGCAGCUGUACACAGAUAUGUAUCUAUCGAUUUACUGAUUAAAGUCAUUUCUUUAAA